GCCGUGGCGAUCAGUAACUGAGCUGCAGUGUGUUUUAACAGCACAUAUAUCGUUAUUAAGUACUAAAAAAUCAUUCGGACUUUUCACCAAUUGCGAAGAAAAUCAGCAGAUCAGACGCGGCAUUGUGCUAGAGAGAAUAAAACAGUGGGGGCAAGAUGAUCAGCACUGUGGAUAUCUUCCUCAAAUGGAGUUCAAAAAGCCGUCAGAAAAAGAAGGCUCCUAGUGGUACUGUACACUCGCGUCCUUCCGAGGCCUCUGACGAUGAAAGCGACCGCCAAAUUCCGGUUGCCGCUGCCCGGCCGUCCAAGCGCCAGUCCACUCGUCGGGAAAGCUCUGACGACUCGGCAAGUCUCCGCGUCGCUCAGUCCAGCAACAAGCAGCUGCAUUCAUCAUUUGAUAGCGAAAGUGAUGAAUUUGCGAAGGCAAAUGCUCGGAAACAAGCCAAGAAUCGGAGCACCAGAAGCAAUAUUGAAAUUAAGCAGCGGAAGAAGAAGUCUAAAAAUGUUCGUUCUUCAACGAGGUCAAACAAAUCUAAAUCUGCAUCAAAAAGUAAGCAAAUUAAAGCGGCGGAGGAUGUUCAGUCAGACGAUGAAAAUCUUGGCCGCAAAGAAGUUAAACUGAGUAAGCGAUUUAAAAGCGUUGACAUGUUAAACGCUGCUCACGAUGCCGACAUAAACUACAGAACUGAUUCAGUUUCAUCAGUGAGAGAACGCGAAGAAGAACGAAAGCAAAAGGCACGAUCAAUUUUUCUGGAACUAAAGGUAAAACAAGAGCUAGAACGAAAAGAAAAGCUUGCAGCUGAUAGAAGGAGGAAAGAAGAAGAGCGAUAUCGACUCGAGUAUGGCGGUAGCAUGACGCCUAACUCUGAUAGUAGAGCCAACACAUUGGAUUAUGCUAGACAGCGCACUGCAACCAACGCAAGUUCCGACGAUCUAGACAGAUUUGGGGUUCCAGAGAAACAAGCAUUUAAAUCAAAUGAUUGGUCAGGAGCGUCUCAAGACGGUGAACAGCUUGCUCCAUCAAUGAAACAACUGGUGUUAUCGGAUAACGGUCAAGGGGCUCGCAGCAAGCACUACACUACCACUCAAGCUGUCAUUGAACAUUCAGUACGCCAGUCUCAGCGCACGAACGCUGGACCAUCAGCGCCACCGAAACCGAAGAAGAAAGGUUACGAACCGCCCGAGAGCCACAUCGUCAGUAGCCAUCCUCCUCCAAAUGAUGGGAACUUCCGGCGAGUGCCUUAUUCUCAAAUCAAAAACCCUACAGUUGACGCAAAUAGUGUUGUCAGGAGCAGCUGCCGCCCUGUGCACCAGCCACACCCGGUUAUGGAAGUCGACCGGGCGGCCACUUUGAGUCAUUCCAGGCGACACGAUCAUCAUGCGACUCAAAAUCCAGUGCCGUACGACCAAUGGAGUGAAGAUGGUUACUCAACGGGAGGUCGACAUCCGUCGCAGGCAAAUGCGUCUCGCCAUCAUCCCAACAUGGAAUACUAUCAAGAAGGACAGAACUAUUACCCCCAAGAAUACGAGAAGAACGCGUAUUCCUAUCAAGAGAACGUAAACGUACCACUACCUGAACCUGAACAUGGCAGCUAUGAUCCUAGACUCCAUAGAGCAGACUUGGUGUAAUCCCAUUUCGUUUACAUUUACAAUUUCCGUUAUGAUGAUGUUUCAGAGAAAAAAAAUAUGUUUAAUCCAGAACAGCUUUUUUAAAUGUAAAAGAACUAUUGAAAGUAUGAGCUUGCACAAUGAUGCUUUAAUUUAUUUAUAUCUAAGUUCUCGUUCGAGUUUCGUAUAACGAGAAUGUUUCCUUUCAGUAAUAUCGAUCAAACGAGUCGUCGGCAAUGAAGCGAUGGCAAAAAAAUGUUUUCCUCCUCAUUUUUUAAUCUCAUUCCAACAUUAAUAAACUAGUU
Molecule: messenger RNA, 1912 nt
Organism: Hyalella azteca
Lineage: Eukaryota; Metazoa; Arthropoda; Malacostraca; Amphipoda; Hyalellidae
Product: protein snwA
Exons: 2
Coding region: 156-1628 (490 amino acids)
Source: RefSeq, a predicted model, not a curated record